Cucumis melo (muskmelon) is the source of this 1084-nucleotide messenger RNA. RefSeq names its product bidirectional sugar transporter N3. The coding region runs from base 194 to 1027 and encodes 277 amino acids. Gene Ontology annotation, biological process: carbohydrate transport. The record is from RefSeq and is a predicted model, not a curated record. The transcript is spliced from 6 exons. NCBI's taxonomy places the organism in Eukaryota, Viridiplantae, Streptophyta, Magnoliopsida, Cucurbitales, Cucurbitaceae. Gene Ontology annotation, cellular component: membrane. Gene Ontology annotation, molecular function: sugar transmembrane transporter activity.
UCUCUUAAAUAAAAACAUCAAGAGAGAGAGAGAGAGAAAGGGCUACACAAAGGAGAGAGAAAGGCAGAGAGCGAGAGAAGAGAGAGGCUAGGGUUUCUUGCCCAGCCCCCCUCUGCUUUCAUAUCAAGAACCAGAACAAUAACAAAGAAGGAAGUUUGUUAGCUACCAAUAUUACUUUGGAGGCAAAAAGAAAAUGGCUAUCUUUCAUAGUCCUCAUCUCUUAGUUUUCACAUUUGGCCUUCUUGGUAACAUCAUUUCCUUCUUUGUCUACUUAGCUCCUUUGCCAACGUUUUACCGAAUAUGGCAAAAGAAGUCCACCGAGGGCUUCCACGCAUUGCCGUAUCUAGUCGCGCUCUUCAGCUCAGCCCUUUGGCUUUGCUAUGCCUUCCUCAAAACCAACACUUUUCUUCUCAUCACCAUCAACUCCUUUGGUUGUGUCAUCGAGUUUCUCUACUUCAUCGUUUUCAUCGUAUUCGCUGCCAACUCGGUCAGGAUGUUGACAAUUAGAAUAUUUGCUAUGAUGAACAUGGGGCUUUUUGGAUUGAUCCUUGUGGCCAUUCACUUCAUUUCUAAUCCUUCAAAUCGUAUUGAUGUUAUGGGGUGGAUUUGUGUUGCUGUUUCUGUCUCUGUUUUCGCAGCUCCUUUAAGCAUUUUGAGACAAGUGAUGACAACAAAAAGUGUUGAGUUUAUGCCUUUUACACUCUCAUUCUUCCUUACACUAAGUGCCAUCAUGUGGUUCGCUUAUGGUCUUCUCUUGAACGACAUAUGCAUUGCUAUUCCAAAUGUGGUAGGAUUCAUAUUGGGGUUACUUCAAAUGGUGGUAUAUGCAAUUUAUAGAAAAAGGAAAAUAGUAAUAAUGGAAGAGAAGAAACAGCCAGAACCAGUAGUUUUAAAAAGCAUAGCAGUUUCUGAGGUUUUUGCUAUGAAAAAGGCCAGCGGAAAUGAUGCACAAUUAAAGGAAGUCAUUAUAAUAAAGCAAGAAGCUCAAGAAGAUGACAAACUUAGCUGUGACAAAAUCAAUACUUAAUCAAAGUUUGUCUAUACACUUUCAUCAAUCACCAAAAGAUCAUUGCCCCUUUUGUUA